AUGGCGGCCCGAAGAACAGUGAAAAAAUCCGAAGAAACGCUAAUUUUGCCUCCUAUAACUUCAAAUCUUGCUCGAUCGAAACCAAACGUUGGGAAAACACUUGGAAACUUUGGAACUUAUGUUUUGUUACCUUCAUUGGACCCUGUACAAAAUAUGAACGCAAUGUACGAUGUUAGAAAGUUUUGUAAAUUACUUUGUGAAUGGUAUAUUUCGUGGAGAAUUUGGCAAAGAGAGGUGUUAUUGUGUAGCUUGUCGGAGAAAUGUUCUGUUAAUUUGUUAACAUCGUUGUCUACUAUACUUGAACCUGUAUUUCAUCGGGAUUUUGUUUCAAGAUUGCAUGGCAAGUACCCAGACUUUAAACCAAAAGUGGCAAAGCUACCAAAGCAUGCAGAUAUUAAAACUUCGAACGCCGAAAAUAAAGGCAGUAACAUAAACGUUAAAGUCGAACAGGGGGAGAGCAAUGUUGGAGAAGUUACUGAAACAAAAACAAACACUAUAAGUCAGGAAAAAGUUGAGGGGAAAAUAGACAUAACAAAUGAUACAGCUAUUGUGAAAGAUGCAGUUAGUAGGAGUGAAAUAUGUGACCAAGGAAUUGAAAUAUCCGCAGAACAAGUGGAAACAAACACAGAACCGACUGUUGGUGAAAAAGUUGAAGUAAUUGACAACCAAAACACCACUAGUAACCAUGUGUCACCUUUAACAAAUUUAAUCAAAGAAAGUUUAUUAAAAAGUGAUAAUGAUGCCCAAAAUACUACAACACAACAUCAAACUGCAAGCAAUGUUUCCCAAAUUAAAACUCUGCAUAAAUCAAUAAACCAAGCACCAUGUCAGAUUAGAGGUGACGCAUAUGAGUGUAGGUCGUGCCACAUUCACACGGCUAAUGUUUACAACCAGGAUACAGGCUCAAGGUUUUUCUCCGCAUCUCGUUUCAAAAGACUGAGUGACAUGAAGGCAAAUCUCUCUCAUGAUGUUAGAUUAGAACUUGGACCUAGAGUUAGUGAGUUGGAUCAAAAGUGUUUCAAGCAUCGUCGGUGGUGGUGGCCGACCCUAAAGAAAAGAGAUUAGUUCCAGCACAAGGUUUAAAUUUGUGGAAAUAUUUUGCAAGACAGUUAAAUGAUGUUAACGAGGUAAAUAUGCUAGUUAGCAAAAUAAUUAUGCCAGUUAAUAAUCAACAACCCUUCUCUAGCUGUCAGAUGAGCUUUAAUUAUGACUUCAUUGUUCAUAGAUUAAAAAUUUCCAUAAAAAGUUUGCACCUAAGGUCAUAAAUUCUCAAUAUUAGCUACAGGUAGCUAUUAGACUGAGCAAAAUAGAGGGGAGCAUCACACUGGUAAUAUUCAGGAAAUUUUGUCCCAGGACAGCAGGCUCAUAUUUCCAGCAGACAUCCAAUGAAAAAUUGAAAGCUUUGUGUUUUACACAGAGCAGCCAAUUUUGUGCGAGAUGUCCGCUGACUAUAUGAGCCAGCAUAAGGGGGAUAAAAUUUGACCAACAUGCAUUAGGGCACAUUGCUGCAUGCUUAAUAGGUUUAACAUAGAUUUAUUUGAACAGAUACUCCAUGAAUUAUCUAGUUAAUUAAGACUUUAAGAAGUCUGAUAUAUAUAUUUAUUAGAGACUGUGGCAUUAUGUUCACUUUGAGAAAUUUAUGAUUGUACAAUAUAUAAUUGUAUAUAUUAAUUUAUGAUUAUGAUAUUUAUGAUUUCCAGAUCCUUUGUGUUUAAUCGUGAAUUAUUAAUGAUCUUACUCAUUUAAGAAAUCAGUAUUCUAAGUAUGAUUUAAAUUCUUCUUGUUAAUUAUGUAAUCAUAUUCAAAAGAGGAUGGAAGCUUGGGGUGAUUACGAGAGAGUCAAUGUGAUUUCAGACGUUAUCAAAUCAUCAGAUCCUGAGCAGAUAAAUUUUUUUGCCCAGUGUUUAAUUCAGAGGUAAUGUAGUCUGUUAAUUAUUAUAAAAUUAAUAAUAUUCCAUUUGCGUUGAAAAUGUGUUCGAAAUGCGUUAGAUUUGCGUUCUUUUUGCGUUCGACUCAGUUCGGGUUACGUUCCAUUGGCGUUCCGAAAUCGUUUCAGAGGAAACUUUACUUUCCCCUGAUAUUCUAAUGGUCGUGCGCCAAAAUCGUCUACGUAAACUGUCUUUAUAAAUACUGUAAUAUUCGUAGGUUCCUCAGUCUCUGAAAGUAAAACCUCGGUCAAAUGAGGACGAGAGUGCAACUCUCGCUCAUGUUUGACCGGCAACUCUCAUCAACUCUUGUGCACUCUUAUCAACUCCCGAUCGUCAUGCAACUCUUGUUCUUCUUUGACCGGGGCACGAAAGUUGAGAAAACUCUCAUGCAUGCAAACUCUCGCUUGCCAACUCUCAUCAACUCUUGUGCGCUCUUAUCAACUCUCGUGCAACUCUUGUUCUCCUUUGACCCGGGCACGAAAGUUGAGAAAACUUUUAUGCAUGCAAACUCUUGCUUGCCAACUCUCAUCAACUCUCAUCCGCGUAUUAACUAAGUCCAAUGACUACUGUCUGAACAUUAACAUUUUUCUCUCAUUUUGGACAGAUUGAAAGAUCAUACAGAUGUAAGCAUACUACCGGAUCAAACCCUUCUCAAAAUAUUUUCCGAACUUGAUGCCAGUACGUUGUGUCAACUUUCGCAGGUAAGACGUAUUUAUGUUUUUUUUUGGAGGCCGUUUCGUAAAAAAAAACGAAUUACGUUUAGAUGGCUUUUCUAAUUUUUUGGAUGUUGGUCGCAUGGUAACAUAGUUUAUAAAAUAACAUGUAUAUAACGCGUGCUCUGAUUGGUCUAAACCCGUGUUUGGAUCAGUCCAUCCAAACACGGAAAUCUAAAGUGCCUUCGCGGGAAUUUUAAACUUUGUUGUUAUUUUAUAAAACAAUUACUUUAUGGUUUCCGUGUUUGGAUGGCCUGAUCCAAACACUUGGGAAUGUUGCUCGAGUUAAGAAAAAUCGUUCGUCUUCGGCUCGUGUUUCGCGCGUUUUCCUUAAUAACUCUCGCAACAUUACCGCGUGUUUGGAUCAGGCCAUCCAAACACGGAAACCAUAAAGUAAUUGUAUAAUCUAUAGUUAGUAGAUCAGUGUCUUUGACUUCUGUGGUCGGAGUUUUUUUUCCAUUUUGCCUCGAUAACUCUACAGUCACAUGUGAGUGUUUCCAGUGUGACUCUGACUUUUCUCUGUAGUUACACUUUUUUUCGAAUUCUUGUUCUUGAAGGUGUCAAGAAGAUGGAGAUAUCUUGCAGAGGAUGAUGGAUUAUGGAAAAAUAAAUGUCUUCAAUUAGGUAUAAUUCAGAUAGCUCAGUCAGAUAGGGUGGUUGAGCCGUUAUAAAGGCAUGUUACAGUACACGAGGCAGAUGAAAUGCAAAAAAUAUGAUGAAAAAUGUUGGGAGAAUUAACUUUGGGCUUAGGAUAUUUUCCCUGGAACUACUUUUUAGAUAACAUCGCUCUAUGUCAGAAAUUGCGUUGCAAGUUCCAACAAAAAUUGCCUCAUCAAAAAUUACCUCAUAUUAUCACAUAUUAUUAGCACUGAUGAAGAUCCAGGGUUACGGAUCGAAAGCUUUGCAGUGAUAAAUUCACGUGGUGUUCCACAAACAAUAGUAUUAAUAGGAUAGUGCUAUCUACCGGAAAGUGAUUUUUUAACAUUAUUCAAUGAGUAAAAUCAUUUAGCUUUACUGCAGAGUAAAAACGUAAAUAAGGACAUUAUAUGACGUAUUUUCAAAAUACAAAUGAAGACACGAAGUAUUCUGAGAUUCUUAUAUCUUUAUCUUGUAUAAAAUAUUUAGGCUUAUCAAACGGAGUAAAUGAUCUGAUAUUCCUAAUUGAGAAAUCUGCAGAGAAUCACACAGUGGACUGGAAGCAAGCUUACCAGGAAGUGUAUAAGUUUUUCCAACAAUCUAAAAAGCAAAGGGAAAGUCCUGUUGAGGAGGAGGAGGAGGAGGAAGAGUUAGAAGGUAGGGGGGGGGGCAGUGCCGUAGCCAGAACGAUAAUUGGGGGGGGGGCACAUAUUCAUAUAUUCGUGUUCUGCUUUAUUAAUUUCUUUUGAAAUCAAUUGUUUUUAUGGUAUGUGAACACGAAUAUAUAAAUAUGUGCCCCCCCCCCCAAUUAUCAUUCUGGCUACGGCACUGGGGGGGGGGCAGUAGAAGGCUGACGAGAAGUGGGGAAGGGGAAACGGGUGAUGGGCAGAUGCCCAGCGUCUGGUGCUUUCUUGGAAUGGCGAUUGUGGCCACUGGUUUAGCUGCAUCCUCUCAAAAUGAAUCUGCAUGGUCUCGCAACUUGUAUUUUUCUUGUUGAUGCUCAUUUUCCCCUUGUUCUUUUGGCUUUUAGAACCAGUGGAAUCUAUCAGCGCAUCAUCAGAAUCUCAACUAAGUAAGUUCUCCCAGCGCUGCCAAUAAAUGUUAACAUUUCACGUUAGGUAAGAUACCCCGGUUUACCGGCACGAGUAUCGCCAUUUUGGUUUAAUGUCGGCAUGUUUACCCGUAAUUUCUAACUAGUUGUGGGCCGUUUAAGUAGCAAAAUACUUCAAUAUCUUACCUAAAUAAAUCAAUGCACAUGUGCUCGUCAAUUUUUUCCAAAUCUAUGGUGAACCUCAACAACGAAAGUUACCAUUUUCCAAUCGAUUUUCUUACCCCAGAAUAUCUUGGAUUUCUGGGUACGUGUAUGUAUAUCAACCUCUCAACUGUUAAUUUUUACAGGUCAAGUACCUUCUAAACAUAGCAGAAUUAGUGAGCAAAGGAUGACAAGUACCGCAACAAGUGUGUUCAAUUUCUUAAAUACCUCAUUCAAUUUUUUUAUAUUUUCGCGUGUGAGCGUAUGGAUUAGAACUGAUGAGUGCACUCAAUAUAUUUUUUUAAUUGUUUCUCUUUAGUUACAGCAGAUAUACAACUAGAAUAUUUAGAUUUGACGUCAGCUAGAGACGGUGAUGUUUUAUCAGGAAGGAGUGUAGAUGUCGAAGACGAUAAUGAUGAGGAUCUUACUGGAGGAAAUCUUGGGAUGCUAGAAGAUGCUUUAUCUGAGUUGUCUGGUGAAAAACAGGAGGAUAUUACUGAUGAAAUAGCGUACGAUAUAAGACCGAAUAAAAUACAGCCGCUUAAUGAAAUGGUAUGUUUUUCAGCGCUCGAAAUGGUUGAUUCAAUCGAGCGUAAAGCACUGAUUGUCAACGGUCAACCAGAAGUUAUUACACCCGUUUUCAAAAUUACGCGACCUCCCUGAAAAAUACUCCUACUUCAAAUGUCAGUUUUAUGUCACAAGAACUGCUAAAAAUAGCAAACGUAUUAAAACAAACUGUCUAAAGACAUUUUAAACCGUAUUUUAAUACCAAAACUGAACAAAAAUGAGUCAGAUAACUUAGAUAUACAAACUACAGCACAAUACAAACCAUCACAACAUAAAUAUGUGCCGUGAAUGACUUUUAAAGUUUGAAAAAAACAAUUUAUCCUGGAAUAUAGCUGUCAGUAUAAAACACGCGCGCUAGACUAUAACGGUGAUGUUAUGAUUUUGUCGUGCUUAAAUUUUACAAUAAUUCUCACUAAAAUAUCUUGAAAAUCGUUGUAAGUCUGUUUAUAUGAAGCAUACAAAGCAUAUACAUCGACAAGGAACCGCAAAACUCAAAAUUUGAACUUCGUGAUCGAAUGACAUAAAACUGACAUGUCAACUCUAGCAUUUUCGUCUUUGGUCGCGUAAUUUUGAAAACGGGUGUAAAGUGAGAAAAUAAUGUUAAUGAAAAAAUAAUGGGCUUUCAUUAUCAGAGCAAUUAGCGCCUUUCACCUCUGAGAUUGUGGCUUCGAUUCUCGUGCCGGACUGAAGACAUUCAUGUGAAAAGAUCUACCGAAAGUCGUGGGUUUACUCCGGGUUCUCCGGUUUCUUCCCACAGGGAAUGUUGACAGGAUGGGGUUGGGGUUAGCCCCCUAACUGAAUCUUCCACCGUAGCUGUGCUUCGUGAUCAGAUAUGAGUCAUAAGGUGGCUACCAGAGGAGCCCCAGGCGCCCUUUGAAAAUCGAUCAGGUUGAGCUGCGUCCUUCGUAAUUCAGCUUAGCUUUCAGCAGCAAGUAAGGAAGAUUAAUACAACAACAUAGGGCCUACUUACUUACUUAGAUUAUACGGUAUUAUGCAGUAGGCUUAUAUUUUGUGGCAACAGAUAAAAUGAAGUGCUUUUGUUUAAUCUGAUCGCUCCAAUACGUUGACCAUCAUCUGCUACUUCGUAACUCAGUGGCGUAACGUUAAAGCAGGGGUCCCCCGGUUCAACAUUUUCGAAGGCCCCCUAGUAGAAGUGCCAAACGCACGAGUCGAGCGCCGUAUAUGCACAAGUUUUCUAGGGGGUCCAGGGCAUGCUCAAUCCGGAAAAUUUUUUAAUCUAGACUCUCUAAAAUGCCAUUACCUGGACUUUGGGGAGAGAUAUUACAGAAUUCUGAUGGUCAGAAAACGACAUUGUAACAUAUCGGAGGCCCUGACCAAUGUUUUUGCUCUAUCGCCUAAGCCUAGGGGCCUCCAUUGGGGUUGGGACCCCCGGGUUCUCCCGGUCUAAGCCCAUAGUAGUUACGCCACUGUCGUAACUCCUUCACGAAACGAACUUUUUUUAUUUGACUUGAAUGGAGUUGAAUGUUAUUACUACGUUUUUUAAGGCGUCAGUGCCAGAUAUGAUUUAACUAGAUAUUUGUUUUGUAGGAGGAUUUUGAUAAUGGAAACCAUCGGCUUAUCACGGUUGGUGUUGAGGACGUAAAGUCUGUGAAAAGAGUCCGCAAACUUCAGGUAGAGAAAAUGAAAAUCUACUUUUCCAAUUUGAGGUUUGGAUGCUCCAGAUUCCUAUUCUACUCACACUACAACAAUGAGAGAUGGUCCUCAUUGGACGUCUAGGAAGAACAUGCAGUUUAAAACAGACUGAACAGUUACAAGUGAUUGAGUUAUCCAGUAUAAUCUUUUUAUCUCAUCUUUUUAUCUUAAUUAAUUAAUAAUUGAGUUUAUCGAGAUUCUCACCCAUUGGCGAGCGGAUUCAUGCACCUCUCAUCAUACAACUCUUGUCAACUUAGUCACUUGUGAACAGGAUGGGAUGUGUUCGCACUGCUUGUUCCCAGCUUGUUGACAAGUUGUCAACGGCUUUUUGACAACUUGCCACAAUGUUGUUGGCAACUUGUUGCAUGAGCUCAACAGACUUGUUACAAGUUGUUCCAACAUCUUGUUAUCGUCCUGCGAUUCAAUAAUUUGGUCUUUGAGAGUGAUAACCUUGUAGCAACUUGAUAAAAUAACAUUGUUACAACUUGUUGACAAGCUUGCUACAAGCCUGUUGCGAUGUCCAUCUACACGAAAACGAGGCCCUAUGGCCAAGGUCGUCACCCACUUUCCAGAAGGGUACAUUGAGAAAACUUUCAUACAAACUCUCACUUCCCAACUUUCGUCAACUGACCAUUUGCGUAAUAGACUAAAUUUUGAUCUCAACAAAAAUUUCAUUACAGCUUGAAAGAGCAUCACAAAAUUAGUAAUAUUCCAAAGUUUCGUUGCAAAAUGUUGUAAAAUGCGGAAAAUAUAGCCUUACGAAAUUUGCAAUUUUCAGUCAUUUUAGAUUACAAACCGGAAAUUGACAGCCUCGAAGGGUUUGGGGCUGUCAAUUUCCCGUUUGUAAUCUAAAAUGACUGAAAAUUGCAAAUUUCGCAAGGUUAUAUUUUCCGCAUUUUACAACAUUUUGCAACUAAACUUUGGAAUAUUACUAAUUUUGUGAUGCUCCUUCAAGCUGUGAUGAAAUUUUUGUCUAGACUUGUUUAGUUCAAAAUUUAGUCUAUUACGCAAAUGGUCAACUGUCAUCCUUGUUUGACUGGGGCUUUAUUGCGAUUGUCUAGGGUCACAUGGACGGCGUUUACACGGUGCAGUUUGAUCCCAAGAGAUGUUUGACUGGUUCGACUGAUCGACUUUUACGGUACAGAUUUGAGAAUUUUGUCUAUUGUUACUCAGAAUUGCUAGUGAUUACAUGUAUUCCUUGUGCCAGAUUUAUGAAUGCAUUAUUUUUGUUAUAAUGUGUCAUCAGUAUUAAUGCAUCGUUUAGAAUGUGGGAUGUUCGAACUGGACGAGCGAUUAGAACGAUGACCGGUCAUUUGGUAAGUAACCACCAUAGAACGAUGUUUACGAUUAUAUGAUCAGCGAGCUUAAAGGCCGUUUUCCGUAUCGGACCGUAACGUACUGGUGAGCAUGCGCAGCUUGGGGGUGGGUUUUCAAAUUUACGUACUUCCGGUUGAUUCGCGUAUCAAGAUAAAAAGUUCGUCGCAAGUCAACUUUUGAGCGUACUACGGAAGUAUUAACCAAUCAACAAUCACGAAAUUUUGAAAUUUAAAAUUUGUUUUGAUACGUGUCAGUAUACGUUAAAGAGUCAUUGUCAACCACAAUGCAUUUGUUUACAUCUUUACCUUCGGAAGUGAGAAAUAGCAACAAAUGAAGAUAAUAAACAUUUCUUUGGUGCAAUUUUAGUAUAAAAAAGUUAAAAUUAGCAAGUAUAACCACAGGAUGGUAGUAAUAUAUUAUGGAUUGAAAACCGAAACAUCUAUUAUUCCGCCAUUAAAAUGGCCGCCAGGCAGGUUUGGGCGCGCAAUGCAUUGUCGUUGACAAUGACUCUUUAAGCUUGAAGUGGAAAACGGCCUUGAGCACGCGACUUUUUUUUUCAGACGUCAGAUUGCCGAGGGGGGGGGGGGGACUGGAUUAAAAACUGUGUUUGUGACAGUUUGUGGUAAUCUUCAACGUCUUCAAUACAUAUGACAAAGAUUUUUGCUUCCUUACACCAUGGGCGUAUGGGCCUAAUCUUGUUUGGGGGGAGGGCACAGUGUAGAUUGCCCGAACAGGCAAACUGCACAUUAAUAUUUCUCCCCAAAAUUGUUGGCGAGCGGGGGGGUAGUCCUAAUUACCGGAAAGGUCUAUUGUGAUAUUACUUUUUUAACUGAUAUUACUUUAAUCUUAACCCACCCUGUCAACUUUCUCUGUGGGAGGAAACCGGAGCUCCCGGAGAAAACCCACAACUUUCGACAGAGCGUUGACUCUUUUUCACAUGAGUCCGUAGCGAGGAUCGAACCCACGAUUUCAGAGGUGAAAGGCGCCUGCUCUGCGGACUGCGCCACCGAAGCUCCCUGUUUCACGUAUAGUAGAAAGAAAAGCGAAAAUUAUGAUUUGAUUUUGUUAUUCUACCCAGGGUGGUGUGCGCUGUGCUCAAUUUGAUAAUCAGAAGAUAUUAAGUGGGUCGUGGGACACAACAAUUAUGGUAGGUCGUGAAGUCUUUGGUCUUCUUUAGUUUUUCGUCUCAUCCCAGUGAGUCCAUCCAAUUCAGCUUAUAGGGGCUGUUUACAUGACCUCGGUAACGGUUUGUCGUCACAGGAUGGAAGAUGAUUCUGAUGUAUGGAAAUAGAUCACUAUAGGCUUAAAAGAAAGUUCAAAUGUCGGUUAAAAGAACCCAAAUGUUGUCGAGGAGAUCUCGUAGUUGAAGAAGAUUAUUAUUGCUGCUUGAGCAACCUUUCAAACACAAUUAUACUAUAAUCUAUCACUAGAAAAGUAAUGUAGUUUUGCUGAAUCGUGCACCGUGAGCUAUUUCAAUACAUCAGAAAUUAUCCCUCCUCACAUAAAGGGCCUGUUUACAUGAUCCUGCAUGGUCAGACGGAACGGGACGUUUUCGCUCGGAAACUCGUCCAGGCGAGAUUUUUGGUAGGAUGAAGCCAUCGAAGUGUCAUAUUUUUCGCAGAAAAAGUAUUUACGCAUGCUCAGAAGGCAAAUUAGCAAGAGAUCAUAUAAACCCCGAAGCGCCCUGCUUUAUUAUUUUACUAUGUUUAACGCCAGACGAUUUUACUCGUGAAGGGAAAAAUGCUUCCAGUCAAUGGGUUAAUAAACCACGCAAGAUUAGUUUAAUUCAAUAUUGAUAAUAUCGUAUUAUUAUAGAUCUGGGAUAUAGUAAAGUUUACGUGUACUGGUAUUUUGCGUGGUCAUCAAGGAUGUGUCUCUUGUUUACGCUUUAAUUCCUCGCAUCUGUAAGUAUAUAAGACUCUCGUGUUAAUUUAAGAUGUUAAAAAUUAUGAUAUGUUUGAAUUUAUUGAGUUUUUCUCACUCAUUGGUGAGCGGAUUAAUUUAAUUUAAUUAAUUUAUUAACUUUGCCAGAUUCAAACAAUUAACGUUAACACAAAAACUAGCAGGGCAAUCGCAACAGCUUGCGCCAAUUACUGCGAUCCCUAAAUGUUAGACAAAUACACUAUAUACGUACAUAGAAAAAUCAAUUAUUAACAAACUAUAUCAGAUUCAACUUUUCACAUUGCGACCCGCAUGACCACUUCGAUUACCCAACAUUCUAUUGCCAAAAUGAUAGGGGAUCCGAGGUACGUACGAUUUUAACGUCCUUAUCCGAGAAGACUCGAAAGUCUGACCAUUUACUGAUGUCAAUGUAUAAGGUAGCACUUUCUCCUCAAUUAUUUUAAGACCUUGAGUAGAGCGAGGUUCGACCAAGGAUUGAACCCGGGUCGUCUCACAGCUUGAAACGCAAGCGUGGUGACCACGACACCAUAAGUGCUGGUCAAUAUAUGUUUUUUUUCUUCUUAGUGUGAGUGGUUCCCACGAUAUGACGGCGAGGGUGUGGGAUGUGGGCACCUGGGAAUGUUUACAUGUUCUUGAGGGACAUACAGGUACGCGGUUGAUUUAUGAUGUGUCCAGAAAGCCUCUGGGAAAAGCUUAAGCCUGGUUCACACUGGUCGUAAUUCAUUGGCGAUCUAUUGUAUUAUUUUCCAACAGACAAAGCAUUUUACACACCAAUGACCACAAACAAUGGAAAUCCCCGAUUCUUACGACCGUGGAACUUAAAUCUGAACCUCUAUAAUAAUUUCAGAACAGAGUUCUUUAAUCAAAGGCACCUUCAACUCUUAUUCAAUCGAGUGAGAUGCCAACAAAAUCUUGAUAUUAAAGUACCCUUAAUCCCACCAUUUCUGUUAUGAGCUAUUUAUAUUUCUUUAUAUUUAUAUAUUUUUAUUUAUUUAUUUAUAUAUAUUUCUUUAUUUAUUUAGAAUUUUUUCAAAUCUUUUCUUACUGUAGUUUUCGUAAACUUUCUCUCUUUCUUUAUCCACUGAUUCAUUCUGAUUCCUUCUCUUUACUCUUUUGCUUUAAUUCCCGUUUCCCCUCAAAUUUCACUUGCUAUGGCAAGUGUACAUUUUAAGUACGGUACUGAUGUAAUUAGAGACCUUACGAUUUAGGACGACAACGCGACGGCAACGGCUACCAAUACAAUAAAUCAUUGAAAAGAAUCGAAUAAUUACAAUAUAUAAAUAAUUUAGACAUUGUCCUCGCUCUGCUUACAACGCCAAAUCACAGAUUUUCACGUCUUGAUACAACGGCUGCACUUCAAACCGCAACAAGUGCAACUUCAAACUGGGUUCAGCAGAACUCUUCCCAAACAUAAAACUUCGACUUCUAAGACUGUAAUUCAUAUGAUUGAUAAUAUACCAUGAAUUAUCUUCACUACCAUUUAUUUGAAGGAGUUUAUUUUGGCCGUCGUCGUCGCGUUGCCGUCCUAAAAUUGUAAGGUCUCUAUUUGUGAUUGCAGGACCCACUGAAAAACACUACGGUGAUGUGGGUAUCCUGGCUAAAUAUAAAGAUAAUAAUUAUAAUAAUAAUUCACUUCAUUACCAGGUGAAGUAACAUGCCUUUUUCUCGGCGGAACAUAUUUACUCACUGGAUCAACUGACAAGUAAGAUAAAUAACGAACCAUUCAUGUAAAUACAACCUUCUAGAAAAAAACUUCACAUUGGCUAUACAGCCUCGUUUUCGUGUAUGUGACGUCAGUUAAAGCCUAACGUUUCAAUCACGAGAACGAGGCUUUAUAGCCAAGUUAAUGUACUUUCCGGAAGCGUGUAUUAUAUUCAAGCUUGCGGAUAAAUUUUGCUGCAUUGUUUAUUUGUCUGCAACUUAUGAAAAUGAGUUUAAACUUACCAUGUUUUUGUUUUAUCCAGGACUGUUAAACUUUGGAAUGUUCAAAGUGGUGAAUGUCUUAAAACGUUAGUGGGACAUAACAGUUCUGUUUUUUCGGUCCAGGUUGGUUUCCAUAAUUUGUUUCACUUUAUACGUACAUACAUAAGUAAAAAUCUCACAACUUGUCAAUAAGGUGUUGGAUGUGUUGGCAACAGGCUCGAGUAGCAAGCUUGUCAACAAGUUGUAACAAUGUUUGUUGCAACUUGAGCGUUGUUACAUGUGUAUAGUAGGUACAUGAAAAAAUUGUUCAAUUUUGAUUGCCUGAGAUUAAUUUGUUCUUCUUUAAUUUAUCUUGUUGACAAGAUGUGUGAUUUUUACUUGUGUAAGAAUAAUUAUGAAAGCCCUGUGAUUUCAACAUUUCUUGGGCCUGACUCACUAACCAGAUUUUUACCUUAUCUUUUAUUUUGCUUGUUCUUGCCCUAGGCAUGUCGCGCCCUCGUCAUCAGUGGGUCGGAAGAAGGCAAGAUAGUGUUCUGGGAUGUUGAGCAAGGGUCACCUGUGGCGAUUAUCCAAGCUCAUGAUGGUCCAUGUAACUGUCUGUUUGUUUGGGGAAGUCAUUUCCUUUCUGGGGGAGGGUAAGUAUUAUUCGAUCCAUUUAACUGUUUGCUUGUUUGAGGAAGUCAUUUUUUGUCAAGGGAGGGGUAAGGCUUGUAGAUCCUAAUACUGUUGAAGGAAAUCAUUUUUUGUCAGGGGGAGGACAAGCAUUAUCCUCCCCUGCUCAAGCUUAUAAAGAUUAUAUCUUGUAAAGCACUCCUGCUCGUGUUUUAAAGGCACAGUUCAGCCUUUUGAAUGAUGGUUUCUAAGGCGCAUUUCAGCCCUUUUAAUUGAAAAAACUAACUAUAGGAAAAUUAAUUAAGUACUAUUUCAAGCACGCGUAGGAGUGUUUUAUCACAUAUAAAACACGACGCGUAGCGGAGUGUUUAUAUGCGAUAAAACACGACUACAAGUGCUUUAAAUAGCUUAAAAAACGACUCAUCUUAUAUGAGUUCAUUGGCGAAGUAAUUUUUAAAAUAAACUUUGUCUAAACCGAGAAAAUCAAAGCUAAAGUUUAUGUAAAUUAACAUGAUUUUUUAUCACAUAUACCACGACACGCUUAUGAGUUUUCUUUGUGUUUUGCUCCUGAAUUAUUAAUGAGUUUUUUAUUCAUAAUUCAAGAUCAGCAAACUUAAUGUUUUUAACAUUUAAAAAAAAUUUAUUGUUAAAAACAUUGAGCUUACUGAUGACCCUUUCAAUUAAAAGGGCUGAAAUGCGCCUUAAAAACCAUCAUUCAAAAGGUUGAACUGUGCCUUUAAAGCCUGUUUACACUUGCAAUUAUUGCUGCAAUUUUAGGUGCAAUUUUUUUCUUCUGGUGUAUGUGAACGAGCGGAUGAGUUAUGAAUGUUCGGAUGACGGUACGUCUUCUCAGAGCAUUCAUAACUCAUCCACUCGUUCACAUGUAUCAGAGGGAGAAAAUCGCACUAUAAAUGGCAGUAAAAUUUGCAAGUGUAAAUGGGCCUAGUAUACAUAGGUCAUAUUUGUAUGUUUAGGGAUGCUCUGGUAAAACAGUGGGACAUCGGCACAAUGACAUGUCUCCGGACUUUGCAAGGACAUAAAGGACCAGUACAGAGUGUAAAGGUGAGGACAAUUUUCUGGGUGUCCAGCAUUUUUAGUUAUGCCCCCAGCCCCCCGUGGUGCCCCUCAACCAUUUUGCCCCCCCCAGUAUUAAUUAAAUAUAAGCAAAACAAUGGAAGAAAAAUGGAAUUUAGAAGGGAGGUUUGAUAUUCUAGUAACUGAAAUUUGCUUUGUGAAUCUUAUGUCCUGUCUUUUAUCUUCAAAUGAUUCAAUGGCUUUUUAAAAAUGCUAAACAUUGUGUUGUAAAUACCUUAGAUUUUAAAAAUUUCCAAGAAGAUAGCAUAUAUCCCAUACCUUAUAGAUUUGAGUUGUUGGAAGGCUAGGCUAAACAAGUUAGUGACCGCGUUGUGGUAUUUACAUAAACAUACCAUGCAAGUACUUAACUGAAGAUUCAGUUUAUCUACAGUAUAAUGUUUAGGAACGAACUUUCCCUAAGUCUCAUGUUAUUAGUAUAUUUUGUGUUCAAUAUAUAGACCACAGUAAGACUUUUUUAAAUGUUUAUUUCAUUAACAAACGACGUUUCGGAGAUUUACUCCAUCUUCAGGUAGGAUUACAAUUUGAAUUUAAACUAACAUGCGCAUGCAUAAACGUUAAAAUUGCGACCGUUAUUCGCGCGUGCGAAAUUGCGUAAGCAUAUAAAUUACGUGCACGUGUCCCAUUCAGUGUACACAGAAAGAUGUCGUGUAUCAAAUCAACUGUGACCUUUGUGGAGCAACGUACGUAGGCGAGACAGGCAGACCAUUGGUGGUUCGAUACCAAGAACAUUUUCGUUCCGCAGCAAACCCGAAAGCAAAGUCCUAUAAAAACAUGGCUUUCUCGAAACACUACCUCGACCAACAUUACGGACAAAAACCUAAACUGUCUGUUAAGAUUUUAAAAAGAACAAAAGGAUCUGUAGAACGGAAAAUUACCGAAGCAUUAUUCAUCCAAAAGCUUAAUCCAGACUUGAAUGGAAAAUACGAACAGUUAAAUGUCUUAGAUUUCGUAGUUUAAACAUUAAAGACAGAAUUAACAAUUUCUAAUUUUUAUUAGAAUUAAUCGGACACGUGCACGUAAUUUAUAUGCUUACGCAAUUUCGCACGCGCGAAUAACGGUCGCAAUUUUAACGUUUAUGCAUGCGCAUGUUAGUUUAAAUUCAAAUUGUAAUCCUACCUGAAGAUGGAGUAAAUCUCCGAAACGUCGUUUGUUAAUGAAAUAAACAUUUAAAAAAGUCUUACUGUGGUCUAUAUAUUGAACACAAAAUAUACAGUAUAAUGUAACGCUGCAAGGCCAUGCAGUUCAUUUGAUCGAUUUUUUUUCUAGAUGAGCUGGAGUAAAAUAAUUUCUGCCUCUGAAGAUGGCACUGUUAGAAUUUGGGAUUUAGAAGCUCCAAUUCAUAAGGUAAAAGCAUAGGCAGUCCAGCAAAUAUGUUGUGUAUUCACUUAAAAAUGCAUUAAACGCUUAAAAAUGCGUAUAAAGUUCGUCUGACUUUGCCAUCAAGCGAUUUAUUGUGCAGCUCACUAGGGAGCGGUCAUAAAGUAAGUUUAUGAAAUUUUUUCAGGGAUCAGGGUAGGGUAUGAAAUAAAUUUGUCACUUUAAAGAGGGGGUAUGAAAUAAAAUGUGUUUGUUUCAAUAUAAAAAUUGUGUUAAUACAGUUUAUUAUUACGACUCCGUUCAUGGUCCAAAUAAUUUUUCAUACAUUACUGCCAUCGUUGUCUCAAAAAAGAUUUGACCAUUGCUCGGUAAUCUCCCUUGCAGUUACUCUCUGUGUUGUGAUUUUAUUCCUGUUCAUGAGCUCAUGGAGAGGAGCACAUGAUGACACAAAGAUUCAAAGAACGGCUGUAAGAGAGACUAUUGUACAGCAUAUUUAAUACACAGUGUAAUCAGUGGCGUAACGUUAUAUCAGGGGGCCCCCGGUUCAAAAUUUUCGAAGGCCCCCUAGUAGAAGUGCUGAAGGCACGAGUCGAGCGCCGUAUAUGCACGAGUUUUCUAGAGGGUCCAGGGCAUGCUCAUCCGGAAAGUUUUGUGAAUCUAGACUCUCUGAAAUGCCAUUUCCUGGACUUUGGGGAGAGAUUGUACAGAAUUCUGUUGGUCAGAAAACGACAUUGUAACAUAUCAGAGAGGCCCUGGCCAAUGUUUUGGCUCUAUCGCCUAAGCUUUGGGGCCCCCAUUUGGCCCAUUGGGGUUGGGGCCCCCGGGUUCUCCCGGUCUGAGCCCAUAGUAGUUACGCCACUGAGUGUAAUCAUUUUUAAACUUGUCGUUUUUUGAUGGAGUAUGAAACAUUGAGACCGCGUUAUCUUGACGGGGUAUCAAAUAUUACCCGACAAUUUUUUGUGGGUAUGAAAUUUUGUUCACAAAAUUAAAAAUAUCCUCCGCCCGGGUAGCACUUACUUUAUGACCGCUCUCUUAUAUAUGCAGAUUCGUCAUUUUACGUCAUUCAUUCCACUCUUCUUUCUUAUAGCUUGGUCGACAGUAUGAUGAAUUUGAAAACUCUUUACUUCCAUUUGACACUCUUGAGCAUGACGAUGAGGAAUCGUAG
Molecule: messenger RNA, 16080 nt
Organism: Paramuricea clavata
Lineage: Eukaryota; Metazoa; Cnidaria; Anthozoa; Malacalcyonacea; Plexauridae
Source: the annotation of a GenBank genome assembly